Messenger RNA from Lates calcarifer (barramundi perch), 1489 nucleotides. RefSeq names its product sperm flagellar 1 (gene spef1). The coding region runs from base 48 to 767 and encodes 239 amino acids. Gene Ontology annotation, biological process: regulation of cytoskeleton organization. Gene Ontology annotation, molecular function: microtubule binding. The transcript is spliced from 7 exons. Gene Ontology annotation, cellular component: axoneme. NCBI's taxonomy places the organism in Eukaryota, Metazoa, Chordata, Actinopteri, Centropomidae. The record is from RefSeq and is a predicted model, not a curated record.
UUUGGAUCUUUACAAACUGUCCCGAAACAGAUGUCGCCUUAAGAAUAAUGGAUCGAGAACUGAACGAAGAGGAGCUGCAGGACUUGUACGCAUGGAUAGACAAAAUACCACUGUCCCGGCCAAAAAGACACAUCACAAGAGACUUCAGCGACGGAGUGAUGGCUGCUGAGGUUAUAAAAUACUUCUUCCCAAGGCUUGUUGACCUGCACAACUAUAUUCCUGCAAACUCCACACCACAGAAGCUCAGUAACUGGAACCUUCUCAACAGGAAGGUGUUUUCCAAGCUGAACUUUCACGUGCCAGAGGAGACAGUAAAGAAGAUUGUACUGAACACUGCGGGAGUGAUAGAGUCUGUACUGAGCGCCCUAAGGGAGAAGAUAGACAGGAAACUGGAGCACACCACAGACAAUAUACUAGAUUUGGAAUACUUUGAUACCAGGAACCACGAGAAACCUCAUGCAGAAAUUCGUCAGGCUGAAGUGAAACUCCUGGCUCAGCUGGCAGGAGAAGAGAAGAAAAAAGAUGAGAAGAGCAGACUAAGAAACAGUAAACCACAGCACACGGUGCAGUUUUACACAGACAUGGACCCAACUUUACGAACAAUCCUGCAGGAAAAAGAGCAAGCUGUCAUGGCUUUGCAGGAGACUGUGGAGAUCCUGCAGAUGAAGGUGAACAGGUUAGAGCAUCUGAUUCAUUUGAAGGACAUGCGUAUUGAAGACCUGACGCGGCACCUGGAGAUGUACAAAUCCAAAGGCAAUACACGCUGAUACAAACACAUAUACCAACAAUAUGUAACACACAGUCACACUCACAAAAUUUGUUAUAGUAGCUAAGAGAUUUAACCCUGUAACAUCAACUCCAAUGAACUCUCCAAAAAACUUUACUCAAGGCAAAUGAUUGUUUCCUAUAACGUUCUGAGAAUAUUGUCCUACCAAAUAAAAUGCAUGACACCUGUUGAAAUGCAUGAGUUCAUCAUCAUCUUUUCUAAGUGAAGUGUGUUUUUGUGAUGCAAAAGCAGGGGUUUGGUAAUACUAAUGAUUCCAGUGUGUUUUCAUAACAUGACAACUGCACAUUUCAAGAGGCUGUGAUAUAUCUAUCAUGACCAAACAAGGGCAAAGCAACAACAGUUUUCUCCAUAAUAGAUGAUAAAUAAUAUUUUUCCAUAUGUGCAAAUAUUGCGUCUUUGAGUUUAACCAAUGUGAUGUUCAGAUGAUUGCAAUUCUGCUGUAUAUUAUUUAUUGGCCUGUUAAUGAAACAUUUUACAGAUAAUAGCUUCUGUGUGACGAGUGUGUAGAAUGCAUUUUUCAUAGUGUUUUGUAAUGUAUUCUCUGACUUCUGUGCCUUCACACAGCCCAUGACGUUUGACUGCCAAGUGCUCAAUAAAUCAACUAACUAACUAACUUUUCACCCUGUCUUUUUAGAUGUGAGCCACAUGUACUAAAAAAGCAGAGAAGAUAUCUGAAACUUAAGCUUUAACUAACUGCUACAA